AUGAAGUGGCCAACGUCCUGGCCGAAUUUCGUCCUCUCCUUGCUUUUCAUAGGCCUCAACUUUCAUGCGUGGACACAUAGCGAGUCUUCGGGCUUUGUGGAGGGCGCGGGAUGGACGAAGGAGAGGAAGUUAGACGCAAGGGAGCAGAUCCGCUCAUUGUGGUACCACGGAUUUGAUAACUACAUGAAGCAUGCCUUUCCUAUGGACGAGCUCAGACCGCUCUCCUGUAAAGGGCGAGGUCCAGACUACAGUCACGUUGUGGAUAUCGCAACGAACGACGUGGACGGCAACUUCUCCGUUACCCUUGUCGACGUGCUGGACACUUUUGUGGUCCUCAAUGACACCGCAGGCUUCGAGCGCGCCGUGCGGAAUACGAUCGACUUCGUGCAGUUCGACGUCGAUACCAAGCCCCAGGUGUUCGAGACGACCAUUCGCGUGCUUGGAGGACUCCUCUCUGGCCAUCUGUUCGCCAACCAGACCGGGCAGCCUUUCCAUCUACCUUGGUACCGUGGCGAGCUCUUGGAUCUGGCGCAAGACUUGGGCAACAGGCUACUUCCUGCGUUCAUGACACCCACGGGACUGCCCAUCGCAAGAAUCAACCUGCGGCAUGGGUUGCUCAGAUCCGAGACCGUCGACACCUGUACUGCCGGCGCAGGAUCACUCAUUCUAGAGUUCGGCUUACUCAGCCGACUCACUGGAGAUGCGCGGUUUGAGAAAGCCGCCUACAAGGCGUUCUUUGCGUUGUGGAACCGAAAGUCAGACAUUGGGCUCGUCGGUAACACUAUCAACACCUGGACAGGAUCGUGGUUACGACCCGAAAUUUCCGGCGUAGGAGCAGGAAUUGAUUCCUUCUUUGAAUAUGCCUUGAAAUGGUAUAUUAUGAGUGGCGAGGUUGAGUUCUUGGACGUCUGGCAAGAAGCGUAUGCAGCUAUCAUGCGCUACUCUCGGGCACCAGAUGGGUUCUGGUACCGCAGCGUCAAUAUACACACAGGAGAUCUAGCAUACAACACAUUUGACUCCUUAUCUGCUUUCUGGCCGGGCCUGCAAGUGCUUGCAGGCGACGUCGAGAAUGCUAUCAAAUCGCAUCUAACUUAUUGGAAUCUAUGGAGAAUGCAUUCAGGACUGCCGGAAGUAUGGGAUAUGAGCUUCCGACAAGCCACCUCAUUACAAUACCCUCUGAGGCCAGAAUUUGUAGAAUCGACUUGGUAUCUAUAUCGCGCGACCCGCGACCCAUUCUAUCUAGACGUCGGGGGACGCAUCUUGUAUGACCUGAUCACUCGCAGCAAAGUCAGCUGCGGCCUCGCCAGUAUCAAAGAUCUACGCAGUAAAGCCCACGAGGACCGCAUGGAGUCGUUCGUCCUGUCCGAGACUCUCAAGUACCUCUACCUGCUUUUCGACGAAGAAAACCCCAUCCACAGCGACGACUCGAACUAUGUCUUCACGACCGAGGGACACAUCCUCUGGCUCUCGCCCGACCAGCUGCGUCCGAUGUCCGCUGUGCGCCGGCAGCUCCGCGGCGCGGAGCACCAUCACUGCCCCGUGUACGCGCCGCCGCUCGUCGCGUUCGACGACGACGUCUUGGAGCGGGGGCUCACUGCGGGCAUGCGCGGGCGUGCGGACAUGGAGUACAUCCGCGAGCUGGUCGGCGGGCGGGCGGGCGAGCACGAUAUGAGGUGGUGGUCUGAGGGCGGGUGGUGUGAGAUCCCGAAGCCGCAUUUGUUCUCGUUUGACUUCAUAUUGUCUCCUGGAGGACAGCUCGUGCCGGAGGACCCUCAUCCGACUGUCGAGAAGGUCACUUUUGUCCCGGAUGGAUAUGUGCUGUACAACGUUACGGGCAUCCGUGCACACAUCGUGAGCAGGCUCGAUGGCAGGGGCUACGACAUCACAAGGCUGGGCCCCUUCGCAGUUAAGACGGGCCAGGUAGUCUAUGUGAAUGACCCGGAGCUCGUUCUAGCGCCCCUGGACGUGCACGGCGCCUUGGGCCGCGUCAACACGCGUCGAAUACCAGAGGUGGCACUGCGGUUUUAUCUCCGGCACAUCGACCCGCUGUUCCACCUCCAAACCGGCCUCGACGAGGAAGUCCCUAUGGAGUUGUUCGCUACUGCCUCUACAGCACUGUUCGGCGCCGACCCAAAUGCUCCAUCAGUCGAGGGCGAGCCACCAAUACACUUCGGGGACGGCGAAGGCGUCCGUCUCGUAGUCGAGCCUUCCAACUCCCUCGGGUGCCAACCCUACACACGGACGUUCACGCACGAGGCGGUCCUCGUGCACCGCGGCGAGUGCACCUUCCUCGAGAAACUCGUGCUCGCGCGGGAGGCUGGUGCCUCGGGCGUCGUCGUCAUCAGCGACGAAGACCUGAACAUCAACCCAUCCGCGGACGCUGCCGACCUGGACGGCGUCGAGGGGCUCAUUAGCGACGCCGUCGCCGUCGUGCUGAAGCGCUCGGUAGGCGAGGCUGUAUCGGCGAUGUUGGCUGUGGCUGAGGAGCGCGGGAUCGGGGAGGUACUGAUCGCAGUCGAGUCGGAGAUGCAGGGCUUCCAGCCCCUGGCGGACCAGCAGCCUGAAGAGCCGAGCAGGACGGCGGAGGCUGAGGCGGAUGCAAGAGGGGACUCGGAGGCGCACACAGCUAGCGAUACUACUAUCCGCAUGCUGUACAUCAACGGCCAUCCGUUAGUUAAUACGAGAUUGGUUGUUUGAGUACACUGCUUGAAUCCAGCCAAUUGGUUUUCUCGCAAGUACGCUGCUCGCGACG
This is a messenger RNA of Rhodofomes roseus, 2752 nucleotides long. RefSeq names its product alpha-mannosidase. Bases 1 to 2697 code for a protein of 898 amino acids. The record is from RefSeq and is a predicted model, not a curated record. The transcript is spliced from 15 exons. Gene Ontology annotation, biological process: mannose trimming involved in glycoprotein ERAD pathway; endoplasmic reticulum mannose trimming; carbohydrate metabolic process. Gene Ontology annotation, molecular function: mannosyl-oligosaccharide 1,2-alpha-mannosidase activity; calcium ion binding. Lineage: Eukaryota; Fungi; Basidiomycota; Agaricomycetes; Polyporales; Fomitopsidaceae. Gene Ontology annotation, cellular component: endoplasmic reticulum; membrane.